This is a messenger RNA of Zasmidium cellare ATCC 36951, 1371 nucleotides long. RefSeq lists its product as uncharacterized. The record is from RefSeq and is a predicted model, not a curated record. NCBI's taxonomy places the organism in Eukaryota, Fungi, Ascomycota, Dothideomycetes, Mycosphaerellales, Mycosphaerellaceae. The transcript has a single exon. The coding region runs from base 1 to 1371 and encodes 456 amino acids.
AUGGAUUCCAGAACCGCUUCGGUUAGCGCCACCAACAGCAGCAACGAGAUGCCGAAUAUCGAGCACCUCCAACUCUCCGAGUCCCUCUCCCAUGUCCUUGAGGGCAACACUCCCGCAGAGCAAAGCCAGCCUCAAGAACCACGAGUUGACUGGUUGAAGGAAAUCCCCCCCGAGCUCCGCUACAUGAUCGUCGACAACCUCACCUCGACAAAAGACGUCUUUUCCGUGGCUCGCACAUGCCACACCCUCCUGCGCGCCGUCAACGGCCAAGUAAAAUUCCUCGCCCCUCGCCUCUGCGCAGAACAACGCGCUCGCAUCUCCAAGAGCUUCCCAUCGAUGUCCAUCAACCACCAGACCGCACCUCAACUCAAGGACCUCACCAUCCUCGAGGCCCUGCGGAAGUCCUCGCUUUACAAUGGCCGUCUCCAACACUGGCAGACGCAUGCCAUGAUCCACCAGCUCGCGGGCUGGUACGAGCGUGAGCAAGGCGUUUUCACGCCGCCUGCUCCAUCGCUGAAGAAGACUCUCCUCGAGGAGAUGUUCGAGUACCUCUUGCACGUGGAUGUGGUGAAACAUCCCUACGACGAGCGAUCCGAGUACGUGGAGCUUCUUCGGCAUUGCAAACACAAGGAGUCGGUGUUCUGCAAGUGUCUCACAUGUACUGGUGUGACGAGCCGUGGCACGCAAGGAGCGCAUUGCUAUGUCGAUGUCGAGGUGUGGAAGUUUGAGUUGAGUGGUUGGGACAUGGCGUAUCCGCUGCGCUUCUUCAGAGAGGCGUCAGCCAAGGCGACGAAGAAGUGGGUGGCAGAUGAAGAGGCGUGGCUGGACAUGGUCAGAAGUGUUCUCGAAGAACCCAUCCAGCAGUACAACAAACAGGAAACCACCGUCGGCAGCGAGUGUCUGAUGGAAACGAUCUUCAACACCUCUCCAGUUGAAACCCUCUAUCAAUCGACCAGCAGGGACAUCUUCCUCGCAGACAUCGGGCUUCCACUACCGGACCUGACCCUGCACGGAUGGACAUGCACGUACAUCCCGAAGAUGAACGCUGCUGACCGGCGCCACUUGUUGACGGAGCAGGGCAUGGUGUCGAGUGAGGAGAUCCGGGGGCUGUGGAAGGAAACCAGAGGCAUGCGGGCGGUGAGGGAGUAUUUUACUCGACCAUGCGGAAAGGAGGUCGAGGGACGACUGUUGGAUCCAUUCAAUUACAUGCUGCCUGCGGUUCUGUGUGAGGAGAUGCAGAUUACGAGGAAGGUCGAUUCGGUCGAUGGCCUAGAGGACGACCUGGUGUUUGCUGGCUGCAUCGAGAUAUGCCUCAAACCACCGGCGAGGCAUGAUGGGAUCUUGUCAGCGGACGAAGGAAUGUCGACUUGA